Messenger RNA from Gallus gallus (chicken), 2217 nucleotides. RefSeq names its product basic proline-rich protein-like. Lineage: Eukaryota; Metazoa; Chordata; Aves; Galliformes; Phasianidae. Bases 1 to 2217 code for a protein of 738 amino acids. The transcript has 2 exons. The record is from RefSeq and is a predicted model, not a curated record.
AUGCGGGAGGGAAAAAAAAAGCCGGCGACGGCCGGCCGGCCGGCCGGCAAUGAAGCGCGACCCGAACGAGAAGGGCGGGGAGCCCUCGCUCCCGACCUGGGGAAACGACCCUGUCUCGCUUCGGGGACGGACCAGGCGCCCGGCUCGGCCCGGCCCGGGCGGAGGAGCCGCGGACGCCCGCGGGACGGCGCGCGCCGCCCCGGCCGAAGCCCCGCUGCCGCGACGGACCGCCGCCGCCGCCGCCGCCGCGACCGACGGGGACGGGAGCAGACCAGGCCCCCGCCCGCGCCGGCGGCGCCGCCGGCCCGCGCCCGCGCCGGACCGCCCGACGGCGCCCGCGCCGACCUCGGCCCCUUCCUCGCCGUGCGGGAGACGCGCGCACCGAAACGCCCCCGCCGCCUCUCACCUUCCUCCCCCGCCCCUCGUCCUCCGACGCCUCCUCCUCUCGCUCGCCCUGGCGGCGCGCCCGCGGCGGACGCGCGCACGGCGGCGGGCGGGACGGGGACGGAUUCGGGAGCGGCGCCCGCUCCCCGCGCCUCCGCGCGGAGACCGGCUGCGGGACGCCCCACGCCGGACCUCCCGCUCGCACGACCGGCGCGGCCGGCGAGGCCGAGGGCGAAAGCGCGGUGGGAGGCGACGGCGGCGGGGACGAAGGAGAGGACGCGGCUUGCGACGGAAGGGGGAAACGGCGGCGAGGCCCCGAGGGAGGGCAGGAGGCCGGGCGUGCGGACGCACGCCGGGCGGACCGGCGGAGCGGAACCGCCGGCGCCGCGGCUGGCGCGGGCGGGACGGCCGGCUCGCCGUCCCGCCGGCCGCGCGCGGCGGGGAGGCCGCGGAACGCACCGCCGCGGGGAGCGGCGGGCGCCGGGCCGAGACCCGCGUCUCGGCCCGCUCCGUACGCGGGCGAGGCCGGCCGGAGCGAUGCGCGCGCCCCGCGCGCGCGCCGAGCUCUCCGCCCGAGACCGAGGCCGCGGAGAGGGGGGACGGGAUGACCCCCUCUCCGGCCCGGGCCCGCCCCGCGGAGGACCGAGGGCGCGGCGACGGCCGACGCCGCCGGCGGGCUCGGGAGGGAGAGGGCCGGCGGGGCGCGCCGCCGCGCCCCGCCCGGACUCCUCUCUUCCAUCCCGGCGUCCCGCCGGCGGGCAGAAGACCGCCCCCGGCCCCCGACCUCGCGGCGCGCGCCGCGGGCCGCCCGAGUCUUUAAACCUCCGCCCGGCUCCGCGGCCCGGGGGGAGGAGGGGGGUGUGGGCGACGCGGCCCGCUCGGGACCGGCGCCGCGCUCCUUCCUCCCCGCCCCCCGGACGCGCGGAGGCGCGGACGCUAGGUACCUGGCCCUGGGGUGAGGGAAACGACCCGAAGGCCCCGCGGGGGUGCCUCCCCCGCCCGCCCCGCUCGGCGGGGCGGGACGGGGCGCCGAGGGGAGACCCGGCACCCGCCAGCCGGCCCCGGCGCCCCUCGGGGGAGCGUCCGCCCGCGGGGGCGCGCCCGACGUCCGCCGCCACCACCUCGCGUUCCUCCCGGGGCCCGGGGUUUCCCUCGGCAACCCGGCGCCGGGCGGCAGCUGCACCCGGGAGGAGCCGCGAGGCUCGGACCGCCCGCGCGGGACCGAAGCCGCCCGGGGCACCUCGCGCCUGCCGCGCGUACGCGGCGCGCGCGUCCCUCCGGCGCUCGCCCGGAGUCGGCCGGCUCCGCAGCCGCCCGCGACCCGGCCCCGUCCCCGCGACGGGCCGGGCGAAGGGGGUGGGGGGUGAGGCCGGGGGAAGCGGCCGACUUCCCGCGCCCCGCGCUCGGACCCGCCGCCCGCCGCCUCCCCCGCGCGCGGCCGCCCGCGCGGCUUCCCUCCGAGCGGACUCGGGGUGCCGGCGUCGACAGCGGCGGGGGCCGGUGGCGAGUUUCCGGCCGAGCGACGAAGCGGGGAGCCGUCCUUCCACCCUCCGCACCGCCGCCACCUCCCGACCCCGACCCCGCGGUCGGAGCGGGACUCGGCCGCGGGACGCUCCGGAGCGCGGCGACCCGGGCGAGGCCCGCGGGACGCGCGCGCGCGGGCGCGCGCCGGCGAGGCGACCGGACGGACCGGACCCGCGGCGUGCGGACCGACGGCGGACCGGCGCCGGGGGGGGAGAGACGCGCCGGAGCAUAGUCAAGUUCGACCGUCUUCUCGACGCUCCGGCAGGGCCGUGGCCGACCCCGCCGGGGCCGAUCCGAGGACCUCACUAA